Mus pahari (shrew mouse) is the source of this 1327-nucleotide messenger RNA. It is a transcript of the gene Ssuh2, whose product is annotated as ssu-2 homolog. The transcript has 12 exons. The coding region runs from base 18 to 1040 and encodes 340 amino acids. Gene Ontology annotation, molecular function: heat shock protein binding. Lineage: Eukaryota; Metazoa; Chordata; Mammalia; Rodentia; Muridae. The record is from RefSeq and is a predicted model, not a curated record.
GGCUGGACGCCUCGACCAUGGACAGGGACCUGAGUGAGGAGGACAGCAUGACUGACCUCAGCUUUGAGGCUGAGAGUCCUGUGAUGCCCCCUGAUGAGCUCCUCGAGGGAUUGCCCAGCUACGACUGGCAUCUUCAAGGGCGUGGAAGGCAGGUCUUCUUCCCGCCUUUGGAGGCCCUGGGGAGGUCCCAGGAGCCUGCAUGUUGGUCUUCAGUCCUGGAGCACAGCAGAGUCCCUGUGGUGACCGAGGAGGUGGCCCGUGAGGCCCUGCUCAGCUUCGUGAACUCCCAUUGCUGUUAUAGCAGUGCGGCUGCUGGCAACCUCAUCAUUCAGGAGCUGAGGCAGCAAACCCUCUGCAGGUAUCGGCUGGAGACCUUCAGCGAAUCCAGAGUCAGCGAGUGGACGUUUCAGCCCGUAACCAACCACUCGGUGGAUGGACCACAGAGAGGCACCUCCCCUAGGCUUUGGGAUAUGAAGGUCCAGGUGCCUCCGAUGUUCCAGGAAGACACCAGAAAGUUCCAAGUGCCCCACUCCUCCCUGGUCAAGGAAUGUCACAAAUGCCACGGGCGUGGUCGCUACAAGUGCAGCGGCUGCCAUGGGGCUGGCAUGGUGAGGUGUUCAUCCUGCAGCGGCACCAAGCGCAAAGCCAAGCAGCCCCGGAGAUGCCACCUGUGUGCUGGCUCUGGCCGACGCAGGUGCAGUACGUGCUCUGGGAGAGGGAACAAGACAUGCGCCACCUGCAAGGGCGAGAGGAAGCUGGAGCACUUUGCCCAGCUGGUCAUCAUGUGGAAGAACAGCCUGUUUGAGUUUGUGUCCCCACACCACCUCCACUGCCCCAGGGAGCUGCUUGCCAAAGCCAGAGGGGAAAAUCUCUUCAGGGAUGAGAAUGCCACGGUGUACCCCAUUGUGGAUUUCCCCCUGCAGGACAUCUCUUUGGCCUCCCAGAGGGGCAUCGAGGAACACAGUACCAUGCUGGCCUCCCGUGCUCGCAUCCUUCAGCAGAUGUUUCUCUACUCUGGGGGCCCCUUUCACCACUCCUAGGAAAGUGACAUGAUGACCUUGGACCUGAGUUCCAAGGAAUGCAGAAGAAUUUUGGCAGCUUAAUGGUAUGUUGGUGCCGAGCACUUAGCAAAGCCACUGCAUCUUGAAUUCACUCAUCUGCCCCACAGCUUCCUCUGAGGGAUGUCUGUGCAGUCAGCGGCCUUUGGAGAAUAUACAGAAGACAUAGGGAAGGGUUUCUGAUGUGUGGAUACAAAGAGUGGUGGGCACAUAGUAUAGGUGAAGCUCUGGAGCCCUGAAUCUGUGUGGGCCAUUCAAACAAAACCACU